Molecule: messenger RNA, 622 nt
Organism: Dryobates pubescens (Downy woodpecker)
Lineage: Eukaryota; Metazoa; Chordata; Aves; Piciformes; Picidae
Product: heat shock protein beta-11-like
Exons: 1
Coding region: 19-603 (194 amino acids)
Biological process (GO): protein refolding; response to heat
Molecular function (GO): protein folding chaperone
Source: RefSeq, a predicted model, not a curated record
GCCACAGCUCCAGCAGCGAUGCUUUGCAGAAUGCACCUCGCACCCUUCGCCUCCAGCUCCCUGGCCAGCCGGCUGGGCACAGUGAGGACCCUCUGGCCGCACGCAGAGACCAUCUUCACCGAGCUGCAGCAGGAGAUGGCGAGGGCUCGGCAGUUCAUGAGCAGCUUCGAGCAGCUCCUGAGCAGCCAGGUAGCCAACGCCGUGGAGCGAGCCCCGAGCACCAGCGCGGCCCCGACCCAGGGCUCCGGGGAGGGCUUCUCCAUCUGCCAGGACGUGAAGAACUUCGCUCCCGAGGAGCUGUCGGUGAAGGUGGUGGGCAGGAAGGUGGUGCUGGUGGGGCAGAAGGAGACGCAGAGCACGGACGAGAAGGGUUCCUUCUCCUACAAGUACGAGGCGCUGAAGCGCGAGUGGGACGUGCCCGAGGAGGUGGACGCCGAGGCCCUGACCUGCUCCCUCACCAAGGAGGGGCAGCUCCGCAUCGAGGCCCCCAGGCUGGCACUGCCAGCUGCCCCCGAGAGGAACGUGCCCAUCCAGGUCAGCCCUGCAGCCCCCCAGCUCGGAGCAGCCUCUGAGGAGGGAGCCAGUGGCAAAGCCAAGGCGUAAGGGGAGGGGGCUGCUGGCC